Colossoma macropomum (tambaqui) is the source of this 1850-nucleotide messenger RNA. RefSeq names its product v-fos FBJ murine osteosarcoma viral oncogene homolog Ab (gene fosab). Lineage: Eukaryota; Metazoa; Chordata; Actinopteri; Characiformes; Serrasalmidae. Gene Ontology annotation, cellular component: nucleus. Gene Ontology annotation, molecular function: RNA polymerase II cis-regulatory region sequence-specific DNA binding; DNA-binding transcription factor activity, RNA polymerase II-specific. Gene Ontology annotation, biological process: regulation of transcription by RNA polymerase II. The record is from RefSeq and is a predicted model, not a curated record. The transcript is spliced from 4 exons. Bases 150 to 1208 code for a protein of 352 amino acids.
CGCUGGUCUCGGCACUCAAACUUUGGACUCUGAGGGAGAAACAGAGAGACUUAACCAACCUAGACGCGAUCUUUUCGCCGCAGGAGCGCUUUAACUCGCAGUUGUUGGACGUUUUGGACGCUUUCCGAGUGGGGAAAGGUGAAGAAAGGAUGAUGUUUACCAGUCUUGAUUGUGACUCGUCUUCCCGCUGCAGCAGCGCUUCUCCGGCUGGAGUUUACAGCCUCAGCCACUCUCAGGACUUUGCUGACAUGGCCGAUUCCCCUGCUCCUUUCGUGCCUACGGUCACGGCCAUCUCCUCCUGCCCUGACCUGCAGUGGAUGGUCCAGUCGGUGGUGUCUUCAGUGGCUCCAUCCACCGGCAGAGCUCAUCCUUACAGCCCCAACACAAGCACAUCUUUCUCCAGGGCUAGAACCCAAGGAAACAAGGCCCAGAGCUCCAGCAGGAGGGGCAGAAUGGAGCAGCUUGCUCCAGAGGAGGAGGAGAAGAGGAGGCUCCGCCGCGAGCGAAACAAGAUGGCCGCGGCCAAGUGCCGCAACAGGAGACGGGAACUCACGGACACCCUUCAAGCUGAAACUGACAAGCUUGAGGAUGAGAAGUCGGCCCUGCAGAACGACAUCGCCAACCUGCUCAAAGAGAAAGAGAGGCUGGAGUUCAUCCUGGCCGCCCACCGCCCCAUCUGCAAGAUCCCGUCCGAGAUGGACGCCACCACCGCCGCCACCUUCACCAACACUUCCUCGCCCGAGCCCAUAUCCGAGAUCCAGAACAUGGUGACCUCCACAGCUUCCAGACUGACCAGCACGACUUCGGUGACCACCACCUCUUCCUCCGUGUUCUCCACCCCAUCCGUUGACCUCCUGACCUCCACUGUAAAGAUCUCUGACCUCGACCCAUCCCUGGAGGCUUCCCUGGAGCUCCUGACAAAGGCUGAGCUGGACACGGCGCGCUCCGUGCCGGACGUGGACCUGUCCAGCUCGCUGUACACUCAGGACUGGGAGCCCCUGUACACACCGGCCAACCUGGACCUGGAGCCCCUCUGCACGCCCGUGGUCACCUGCACGCCCGCCGGCACCACCUACACGUCUUCCUUCGUCUUCUCGUACCCGGACGGCGACAUCUUCCCCAACUGCGGCCAGAUCCACCGCCGCGGUAGCAGCAGCAACGAGCAGUCGUCCGAUUCCCUCAACUCCCCCACGCUGCUGACCUUAUGAACUUGACGGAUGCGAUUAAAAACGGCGGGGUGCAGAUCUCUGACCUCAACGAUUGAACGAUUCGGCACGUCAUGACCUCGCCGCUAAUUGAAAAUGGUCUGUAUUGUAGUCAACACUUCAAGAUUCCAAGUAGAAGAUGGACGCAGUCGAAAUGCCAGUCUGCAGCACCCCCGUCCACUAUAGACUCGAUCCUUAUUAACACUGACCUUAAAGACUUUAACAGUGCAGGGCUACGGAACUGAUCCACUAAGCAAUGGUUGCUUUAUAUGUACUGCAUAUUUAUCUUUUUGCAUAUGUAGCAAGUUUAAGCAUGGUUGAGUAACGUUUGUUUCUAGAUAGAUAGAUAAAUAAAUAGAUAUCAUUAUUAUGCAGAUUAUAAUGUAUAGAUUUGAGUUUACUGGUGCUAGAUACCUGUAAUGUGGUCUGAGCAAUAGAACUGACCUAUUUGUUUUCCACAUGUGUGAACUGUGCAUCUUCUUUAUUAAACAGUUGUGCUUAAACAUUAUGACGGAAUGGUCUGACGUCCGAGUAUGAAGUUUUCUGUGAAAACGUUCUUUAAUUUAUGGAUUUUUAUUUUUGUACUGAAAUGUGAAGGCAAACUGAGCAACGUUUGCAAAGCUAGAAAUAAACAUAUUGAAUGUA